GGAGAGAGAGAGAGAAGGAAGAUCACAAACGAAAGAAGAAGAAGAAGAUGCCUGGGAUUAGAGGACCCUCGGAAUACUCGCAGGAACCAGCUCGUGACCCUAGUCUCAAAGUCAACGCAAAGGAGCCGUUCAAUGCUGAGCCAACACGAUCCGCCUUAGUUCAAACUUACGUAACUCCAGUCAAUCUUUUCUACAAGCGAAAUCAUGGUCCCAUUCCUAUUGUUGAUCACCUUCCAAGCUACUCCGUCGCCUUCACCGGUUUGCUCAAUAAACCAAGAAACCUGUCCAUCAAAGAUAUCAGAUGUCUGCCAAAGUACAAUGUUACUGCUACUCUGCAGUGUGCGGGUAACAGAAGAACAGCCAUGAGCAAAGUCUUGAAUGUUAGAGGUGUUGGAUGGGAUGUUUCUGCCAUUGGCAACGCUGUUUGGGGUGGGGCCAAAUUGGCUGAUGUUCUCGAGCUUUUGGGCAUUCCAAAGCUCUCUGACUGCACCAGUUUAGGUGGCAGACAUGUUGAGUUUGUCAGUGUUGAUCAGUGCAAGGAGGAGAAUGGGGGGCCUUACAAGGCGUCUAUCCCUCUUAUUCAAGCCACAAAUCCUGAAGCUGAUGUUCUCCUCGCUUAUGAGAUGAAUGGAGAGACCCUUAACAGGGAUCAUGGAUUUCCGUUAAGGGUGGUUGUCCCCGGUGUGAUUGGUGCUCGUUCUGUCAAGUGGCUUGACUCCAUCAAUCUACUCGCUGAAGAAUGCCAGGGUUUCUUCAUGCAAAAAGAUUACAAAAUGUUCCCACCUUCUGUCAAUUGGGAUAAUAUCGACUGGUCCUCAAGGAGGCCUCAAAUGGAUUUCCCUGUUCAGAGUGCAAUCUGCUCUUUGGAGGACGUGCAAAUGGUGAAGCCUGGAAAGGUAAGCAUUAAAGGAUAUGCGGUUUCAGGAGGUGGGCGCGGGAUAGAGCGAAUGGACAUAUCCCUGGAUGGAGGUAAAAGCUGGGUGGAAGCAUCUAGAACACAGAAACCAGGAAAGCAUUACAUCUCUGAUCACCACGCCAGCGACAAAUGGGCUUGGGUGUUGUUUGAAGCCACCAUCGAUGUUUCCCAGACUACUGAAGUCGUCGCCAAAGCGGUGGAUUCGGCGGCCAAUGUUCAGCCGGAAAAUGUGGAGUCAAUAUGGAACCUAAGGGGGGUGCUCAACACUUCGUGGCACCGUGUCCUUCUUCGUCUAGGCCACUCCAACUUGUAGAUCAAGUUUCAGAGCUAGACUUACUUUAAAUGUGUGAGCAAAGUUUGGGUUUAAAUUAAUAAAAAGAGAAAACACACCUGUGAUUUACUCUUAGCUUUUGUUGUCACUCAUGCGGUACACUUAAAAUGAAAUAAUGUGAUACUACUACUGUUUAUAAAUUGUGAUUCAGCAUUA
Eruca vesicaria subsp. sativa (arugula) is the source of this 1403-nucleotide messenger RNA. The record is from the annotation of a GenBank genome assembly. NCBI's taxonomy places the organism in Eukaryota, Viridiplantae, Streptophyta, Magnoliopsida, Brassicales, Brassicaceae.